This is a messenger RNA of Schistosoma rodhaini, 5009 nucleotides long. The record is from the annotation of a GenBank genome assembly. Lineage: Eukaryota; Metazoa; Platyhelminthes; Trematoda; Strigeidida; Schistosomatidae.
GUUUCAUAUUCGCACUUGCAUUGAAUAGGUAUUGGAUAACGUGUUGAUUAGCGGUAGUUUUGACAAGUUGUGUUACUCUACGAGAUCUUACUCUAAAUUAGCGAAAUGCCGUUUAUGCAAAGGAGAGUGUACAAAAUGGACAAAAUGCAGAAGGCAGAGGAAAGGAUCAAGUCUAAUCCCUGGGAUAUCGAGGCAUGGAGUGUUUUGUUGCGUGAUGCUCAAAGUAAAAAGAUUGAUGAUGCAAGGGAAGUUUUUGAACGUAUUGUUACCCAGUUCCCGGUAGCUGGUCAGUAUUGGAAGAUCUAUAUUAAUCAGGAGAUGAAAGCCAAAAACUAUGAAAGAGUUGAAAAAUUAUUUCAACGUUGUCUAGUUAAGAUAUUAAACAUUGACCUAUGGAAAAUAUACUUGCAGUAUAUUAAAGAAACUAAAGGAAAGCAUCAAACUUUCAAGGAGAAAAUGGCACAAGCUUACGAUUUCACUCUGGAUAAAAUGGGCCUAGACCUUAAUUCUUAUUCAAUAUGGGCAGACUACAUAUCCUUUCUUCGUUCAACUCAAGUUCAAGGUUCAUAUGCGGAAAGUCAAAAAAUAACUGCAACUAGACGUGUGUACCAACGUGCAAUUGUUACUCCUAUGCUUGGUAUCGAAACUAUUUGGCGUGAUUAUUGUAUGUAUGAGAACUCAAUCAAUCCUCUUAUCGCAAAAAAGUUUACCGAAGAACGUAGUCGGGACUAUAUGAAUGCACGUCGUGUAGCUAAAGAAUAUGAAGUUAUUACAAAAGGAUUGUCCAGGACUAUGCCAUCAGUGCCACCUCAAAAUACACCAUAUGAAGCCAAACAGGUCGAACUGUGGAAGAAGUAUAUUCAAUGGGAAAAAGAUAAUCCAUUGAAAACAGAAGACAUCAUCACAGUCACAAAAAGAGUAAUGUUUGCCUAUGAACAAUGUCUUUUAUGUCUUGGACAUCACCCAGAUAUAUGGUAUGAAGCUGCUAGCUACUUGGAUCAUGCAAGCAAAAUUUUGGUUGAAAAGGGAGAUCAAACAACAGCUAGACAAUUUGCCAACGAUACGGCGGCAAUGUAUGAACGAGCUAUUGCUUUACUCAAAACAAAUAUGAUGUUAUAUUUUGCUUAUGCCGAUUACGAAGAAGGUCGGUGUAAGUAUGCAAAAGUUCAUUCUAUCUACAAGAAGUUAGUUUCAUUGGAGAAUAUUGAUCCGACAUUACCUUAUAUACAGUAUAUGCGAUUCGCCAGGAGAGCUGAAGGUAUAAUGUCUGCUAGAUAUGUGUUUAAACUAGCUCGUGAUGAUUCACGCAUUACUUAUCAUGUUUACUGUAGUGCUGCAUUGAUGGAAUAUUUUUGUAGUAAAGAUAAAACUAUUGGACAUAAAAUAUUUGAGUUAGGCAUGAAACGUUUCGGUGGUAUUGCGGAAUAUGUAUUGUGCUAUGUUGAUUUUAUGGCACAUUUAAAUGAAGAUAAUAAUAUACGUGUGUUAUUUGAACGAGCUUUAGGAUCAAAUCAAAUUACACAAGAACGUGCACGUCUUAUAUGGGCUAGAUUUUUACAGUUUGAAUCACAAGUUGGCGAUUUGGCUAGUAUUCUGAAAGUAGAAAAACGACGUUUACAAGCAUUGGAUAGUUCGAAAGAAUUUUCAAGAUUAGAAACCGCACUUCUAAUUGAUAGAUAUCGUUUCCUAGAUUUAUUACCAUGUACAGAUUCAGAGCUUAGAUCUUUGGGUUAUCGAGAACUCACUCGCUUUCAGUUGGCGGGAAUUGGCAAAGGAUAUGAUGAUAUAUUGUGUGGUGUGAUCUCUUCCCAUGGAGCUGCUGGGGUUUCUUUAGGAUCCACACUAUCCGGUGUCUCUGGUGGUAGUGCAGGUGUAGUAGUCGGUGAUGCUCUUGGUUCAACAAUCAAUGGAACUGAUCCAAGGCCAACUUAUCCGCAACCUGAUGUCAGUCAGAUGUUACCAUUUAAACCGAAAGCGUAUCCACGUACUGGGAGUCACCCAGUAGCUGGUGGUGAAUUCCCACCACCACCGGCUGCUUCAUCUUUACUGAAACUAAUUCCACCACCACAAUGUUUUCAUGGCCCAUUUGUUGAUGUAGAUAAAUUUUUAGAACAUUUCCUAGAAUUAGAAAUCCCUGAUGAUUAUAUGGAAGUUGUUGCAGGUGAAUCCGAAGAAUUAGCUACAAGUAUUGACUCUGGUACAGCUUUAUCCAUUGAAUUGGCUAGUACGGCGACUUCCGCUGCCCCACUUUUGUUGGCUGCUCGUAAACGUCGACAGCAAUUAGCUUUAGAUAGUUUAGCUGGACAUGGUAACCGUGCUUCUGUGGCUAAUCAAUCUAAAUUACGUAAAAGGACAAAUCUAAAUGCUUUUGGAGACUCUGAAGAUGAAGAAGAAGAGGAUGAUGACGAUGAUGAUGAUGAUGAAGAUGAACGUGCAGCUGCCUUAUUGGGAGGUCAGAUUCUUGGCUCUGGAUCAGAGUUAAGAAAUCCUCUGUCUGCUGCUACUCUCGGCUGUAAUGUGCCUAUGGAUUUGUAUAGGUUGCGGCAAAUGCAAAGAGCUAAGUAACCGAUUUCUGACAUUUUCCUCCUUUGAGGGGAUCCCAUUUGUAUAAAGUUUUUAUUCCCUUUAAAAUCUUGAUAAGUUUUUGUAGUCUGAUCAAUAAAUGUUUUUUAUAUAGUUGUUUCACUUUUUUGGUUGUGGUCCCACUACAUUUCUUGUUCAAAUAGGUUUACAUUAAUUUACUGUGUGGAGUCAUUGUAUCGAAGAAGAAAGCUACCAUAUUAUCUUUAUUGAUAAAGUUCACAGAAAGUAUGAUUGUUUUAAGUUUUUACCAUUCCGUAUGCAGGACUAAUCUAUUAAGUAAAUGAACCGAAUAGGAGUGUAAAGUAACUCAGUUAUGCUGCAACAGAUGGAAGCUGAUUCGAGGUGUUUAUUAUAGUAAUAGACGAAGAACUUAAAGCAGUGAAUACUUCUUAUGAGAACAGAGAUGUUAUAAGAAACGGUUAUUUAUGUUGCCAUGACAAAUAUUAAGUCUAAUGUUUCUUUGUUCAGUGAUGCUUCAACUCCAUGGUCCAACAAGUGUUCGAAGAUGAGCGAAUGUAGAGUUAACGUUAUUGACUUCUCUUUGUGUUUGGAACAUUUUUCCUCCAAGAAGACUUUCUUCUUCAGAAGUUGGAAGCGAAGCACCUGAUCACUGCUGAAAUAUUUUGUAGGAAUUAGUUUCUUACAGACUCAAUUCUAGAUUGGUCUUCAGACUAUCAAGCACAGUGUCGUAGCCUAACCAAAGUUAGAACAAGUAGGCUAUUUGGCAUGGUAAACUUUAUCUUUUUCGAACAAUAACUAGAGGAUGGAAAAAAUGAGUCGACGAAACUUAAUAUCGUUUAUGAUGGACAUGGAAGAUUAUGAUUGAUGGAUAAACAAGGCUAAGUCAUAUAAGGUCAGAGAGAGUCAAUGUAAUGGUGGCUGUUUAGUUCCAUCGCUAGGUCCGCUCAUUCAUCAUGCUUUACAACUUUAGUGAGGUCGCAAUGUGUGCACUUAGUUUACUCCAUAGUUGUGGUUCCUAUGUCUUUGGAGUAAGUCCGUAAUUGUAGUUAUGGGCAGUUUCAAUAAGAUAUAUCGGACCCCCAUUAGUUCGACUAAGUUGAAAAGAUGGAGCUCCCUAUUGCGAAGUUCAUGGUAGAUGAGUAAGUAGUUCUGCUCGACUAGACUGUAAUAAGCUUAUCUUUACUAGUCUGAGUCUAAUAUAGGCUUAACUGUGGCAAGUUGGAUGCUUAGGUAGCAUAGGAUUAGACCUGAAUAACUCCAUGACUUUUGGAACUGAUCAAUCCUGGACUGGUGGCCGCAAUUUCCUGUUCCCUUAGUACAUACAGUCUAGACAGUUUUACUGAGUAGUGUUAUAUUUGAACGAGAAUAAAAAAUAUGGAUAUCAUAGAUACAGUGUGAUAAUGCUUCCACAAGUGUCGUUUCUGCCCAGUCAAUGUAUUAAUUAGCGCCAGCCAUAGUUAACCUUGUUGCUCAGCACCUAUUGACCAUCUCUAGUGUCAGAAUCACAUUCAGACUGACAACCAUUCCGGUGGGGCUCAGAGCUAUUUUGCCUAUCUUAUAGGUCUUCAUCAAGGCGUAGGACAAUCAGUGCUCUAGGCAUUGGUUCUCCGGAACCAAUGUAAUUUGAGAGAUCUGCCCCCAUAGAAUGGAACCUUGAGGUUCAUAUAUAUAUCAGUUGCAACAUCAUUUACGCGCUUAAAUGAUAAGUUCGGUUCACCUUACGUUUGCAUCUUUUCGAAACGAACAAGUGAGAACUGCAGCUAAAUCAUAAUUAAGGGAUUUAAUAUACUGUUUCAUGCCUACAUGAUGGUAAUAGCUUGAAUAUACUGUGUCUCAGAAAAUUACAUCUGACUACCUGGAAGAGAGUGGGAUUGACCGUGUACAAAUAAGAUGAUAAUAAUUGUGAAAAAGUUUCCAGUGUUAGACUGGUCUCCCAUAAAUGACCAAACGUUAUUCCUGAUUAUUAAAGUCCAGGGCCUCAGGGUUUGUAAUAAUCACGUUUUGACCCUGAAUGACAUUAUUGAGAGUAAGACUCUGUUGUAGGACUGUGAUCUUAGUUGUAGUAGUAGUAAGAUGAAAUACUGGACACUAAGAGCGUAGCCAGGAGAAUCAAGUAGUGUAUAGCACUUACAUUUAUAUUCCACAAAUGUCUGUUACAUGGUCUAAUAAGGAAGAAGUAAAUUGAACCCUCAACACUAUUUUCAACAAGCAGCUAUACCAGGGAUAAUGGGAGUACAAAAGAACCGCUACAAUGGUGUCGAUCAUGGAGCUAAUUGCGAACCUUGUAGCGCCUUACCAGGAUCUGUAAAUGAUGAGAACGUGACAUGAAAAUCCACGAGGGUUAGCUUAUUAUCUUUCUCAGAUUUUCUUAAACCUUUUUUAUAUUUUAUUUCUGUUUUUUGUUGUUUUUUUUGGUUUUAUUUUUUGGAAAAAAACUUGUUGAAAUAACUCGUGCUGAGAACUCU